Ophidiomyces ophidiicola is the source of this 1248-nucleotide messenger RNA. RefSeq names its product mitochondrial 54S ribosomal protein YmL35 (gene MRPL35). Bases 1 to 1248 code for a protein of 415 amino acids. Lineage: Eukaryota; Fungi; Ascomycota; Eurotiomycetes; Onygenales; Onygenaceae. The transcript is spliced from 2 exons. The record is from RefSeq and is a predicted model, not a curated record.
AUGGCAUCAAAGCCAUUUCUACAAUGUUUUCGCCAGACCUACAGAAGUGGCUUUGCUGCGCUACACCCUCAACCUAACCGCUCGUUUUCAUCUACAGCCGCAUCACAAGAAGGUGCUCAAGGAGAGGUUCCCAAAGAGCAGCCUUUCUAUCGGGCGCCAGAUCCAUUCUUAGUGACAAGCCCUCGCCUGGAACGUAGGCUUAUUCGCGCUGGAAAAUUUCCUGUUGGUUCUCGCAGACGAAGAGCCGCCCUACAGAAUUCCCCGAACAUUUCAUUCCCGCAAUUGCCAUAUCAAUGCUUUCAAGAAGCCCGAAAGAUAAUCUUAGAGGAUAGGGCGGAGAAGCUAAAACAAAUUGAGACGGAACGAGGACGUCUGGAGCGACUACGCGCUACUACUCCUGAAGAUGAUGCUGGAAAGGCUCAGAAACAAACGAGGAUAAAAAGCAUGGAGAAGCAUUUGGAGGAGUUGAAAAUCCUUGCGGAUAUCAAUGACCCCAUGACAAAGAGACGAUUUGAGGACGGGAUGGGUGAUAUGGAUAAGCCAAUUUACCGAUUCCUAGCCGACAGGAAAUGGAGAGAGUACCGUCGAGCAAUUCUGGUACAGCGAAUUACACAGAUGAAGGUCGUCCCCGACGUAUUAGCCCAUAUAGACCCAAUUGUGGAUGUGAAGUUGUCGUUUGGCAGGAAGAGUGUUCAGCCUGGAGAAUUCGUCAACUCUCGCGCUAGCACAGUGGCUCCAGACCUCCAAAUACAAUCGUUUGCCAAAGAUGCGAAACUGGUCACUAUCGCGGUCGUCGACCCCGAUGUUCCAAAUUUGGAAACAGAUGCGUUUGACCAUCGUUGCCAUUUCCUCGCGAUUAACGUGCCCAUCUCACCAACGGAAAUUUCGGUAUCUUUGGACAAAUUGGCUCCCGAGUCGCAGGUGAUUCUUCCGUGGUUGGCGCCGUAUGCACUCAAAGGCAGCCCGUAUCACCGAAUCUCAAUACUUAUCAUGGAGCAAAAGGAUCAGAAAUCUCUUGACUACAAUGUUGCCCAGAAGAAAGUGGAGAGAGAAGGCUUCCGCCUACGUAGUUUUGAGACGAGGCACCAACUCAAACCCAUUGGCGCCCAUCUAUUUAGAACCCACUGGGAUGAAGACAUGCUGGAUGUGAUGACCGGACUCGGAGUUGAGGGAAUAGACAUUGAGUUGAAGCGUAAGAGGGUGGAGCCUCUUCCUUAUAAAAGGAGGAACCCCGCCUCAUUUAGGUAA